This is a messenger RNA of Theobroma umbraticum, 878 nucleotides long. Lineage: Eukaryota; Viridiplantae; Streptophyta; Magnoliopsida; Malvales; Malvaceae. The record is from RefSeq and is a predicted model, not a curated record.
UCUCCUUCUCCCAUACCUCACACAACUCAUCUUAGGCCUCAGCCUCCUGCUAUCUUAACCUUCUCCACCUUUCUUUGCCUUCUGCUUCGAGGCGCGCACAUACGUAUAUGUUAGCAUGGCUCAUUCACGUGCCAUGCUCGCGCUGACUUUGGUGCUGGCCCUGAUUUCAUGUUCAGUAGCUCAAAGUCCAUCAGCAGCACCAACAAUGCCACCGAGCUCAAGCACCACACCCUCUACUGGUGGUACUCCCCCUACAGCAUCCACCCCAGCACCCCACACCAUGACACCUCCCCCAGCUAUGAUUCCAACUUCCUCACCCCCGCGCGCGGCCACGUCCAGUCCUCCUUCCGUGACUCCAACAAGCCCAAUGGCUCCUAGCCCAUCAUCAACUCCAAUGGCCCCGAGCCCGUCAUCUACCCCUAUGGCACCAAGCCCAUCAAUAAGCUCUCCACCUUCACCUUCCGCAGCUUCUCCUCCUGGACCUCCGGGAGCCGGUAGUCCACCAGCAUCAGGACCUUCUCCCUCCACUGCUACGCCUCCUUCCGUUACGUCUUCGCCAAGCUUUGCUGCUUCCACACGUGAAUACAGCAUGUCCUUGUUAGCAUUGCUCGGAGGAGUUGCACUCUUUGUUUAGGACACAGAUUUUUUCCAAAAUUUUUAAUCUUUUUUCUUUUGUUUAUUUUAUGUAGAUCAAGUUGUUUACUGUGUAUUCUUUUUUCUUUUUUGGUUAUAUUCUCUCUCUGGUUGAUUCUUGGAGCUGCAUUUGUGAUUUGCGAGGUGCCUUUAUUUUUGAAGAUUUACAUUGAAUGUUACAGCUCUUUUGUAGCAUUUUGACUUAGCCAAAUAAAGAGAGACUUUGUGAUUCUUGUUUUGUGUUA